AUGGACAAUGACUGGAUGCCUUAUGCAAAUGAACCUGAACCACCUCAGGGGCAACUUAUUCCAUUUAUCACAUCACCACCACAACUCUGUGAAGAAGUUAUAAAAUUAUUAGGAGUUACAGAAAAAGAUAAAAUAAUUGAUGUUGGAUGUGGAGAUGGUAGGAUAGUUAUUAGUGCAGUUGAAUCAACUCAUUGUAAAGGAGUUGGGAUUGACAUAAACCAAGAUUUGAUUAAUGGUUGUAUAAAAGAAAUGAAUGAAAAAAAUUUAAAUAAUUCUCUUCACUUUCAAGUCGAUGACUUUUCACGACCAGAUUUUGAUUUUUAUCAGUGUGAUUGUGUAUGUUUUUAUUUUGUCCCAAGAAUUAUUAAGAUGAUGAAACCGAAAAUAUUAGAAUAUUUAAGAGCAGACCAUUCAAGAAGAUGUGUUUCAAUAAGGUUUCCAAUAAAAAAUAUUAUUCCAACAAAGGUGAAUGAAGCAAUGAAGCUUUAUUAUUAUGAUUGGCAAAGUAAAGAAGGUAAAUAUGGAACUAAUGAAGAUGAUUGUUUGUUACCAGCAUUUUAA
Messenger RNA from Entamoeba dispar SAW760, 561 nucleotides. RefSeq lists its product as uncharacterized. The record is from RefSeq and is a predicted model, not a curated record. Gene Ontology annotation, molecular function: protein-lysine N-methyltransferase activity. Gene Ontology annotation, biological process: positive regulation of proton-transporting ATP synthase activity, rotational mechanism; regulation of mitochondrial ATP synthesis coupled proton transport; peptidyl-lysine trimethylation. The coding region runs from base 1 to 561 and encodes 186 amino acids. Gene Ontology annotation, cellular component: mitochondrion. The transcript has a single exon. NCBI's taxonomy places the organism in Eukaryota, Evosea, Mastigamoebida, Endamoebidae.